Molecule: messenger RNA, 4592 nt
Organism: Sapajus apella (tufted capuchin)
Lineage: Eukaryota; Metazoa; Chordata; Mammalia; Primates; Cebidae
Gene: REXO1
Product: RNA exonuclease 1 homolog
Exons: 16
Coding region: 130-3774 (1214 amino acids)
Cellular component (GO): nucleus
Molecular function (GO): nucleic acid binding; exonuclease activity
Source: RefSeq, a predicted model, not a curated record
UCCGGGGGGCCUCGUAGCAAGAUGGCGGCGGCGGGGUCCGUGAGGCGCGGGCGGCGGCGACCGCGGCGCCAGUGAGGGGGCCCGGGGGCCCGGGCGGCUCCGGGCCGGGGCCCCGCCGCGGGACGGAUCAUGCUACGCUCCACUGGCUUCUUCCGGGCCAUUGACUGCCCCUAUUGGUCUGGGGCGCCCGGGGGGCCCUGCCGGCGGCCCUACUGCCACUUCCGGCACCGCGGGGCCCGGGUCCCCGGCGCGCCCGGUGAUGGCGGAGCGGCGCCCCCCGCAGCAGGGCUGGGUUACGACCCCUACAACCCUGAGCUGCCCAAGCCCCCGACGCAGAGGGAGAAUGGCGCCCUCGGCCUGGGGGAGGAGCCGCGGCCUGACGUGCUGGAGCUGGAGCUGGUUAACCAGGCCAUCGAGGCCGUGCGCAGUGAGGUGGAGCUGGAGCAGCGGCGCUACCGGGAGCUGCUGGAGACGGCCCGUGAGCACCGCGCCACCGAGGCCCCCGCCCUGGCUCCCUGCAGCCCUGAUGCCAGCCCUGUCGUGGGUCUGGAUGACGAUGCCUUCCCCCUGGCCUUCCACUACAGCCCCGGCAGCCACAGCCUAUUAAGCACCAAUGCCAGCUACCAGCCCACCCCACUGACCCCCCCUGCUGAGCCAGGCAGCAAGUACUCGCUGGUGUCCCUGGACAGGGGUCAGGGCAGAGGCAGAGGGGGCAGCGGUGCCCUGGAAUACGUCCCCAAGGCCGUGAGCCAGCCCCGGCGGCACAGCCGCCCCAUUCCCAGUGGCAAGUACGUGGUGGACAACUCCCGGCCACCCACAGACCUGGAGUACGACCCGCUCUCCAACUUCUCCGCCCGGCACCUCAGCAGGGCCAGCUCCCGGGAUGAGCGUGCCGCCAAGCGGCCCCGGGGACCCCGCGGCAGCGAGCCCUACACGCCUGCCCCCAAGAGGCCCUGCGACCCUUUCGGCAGUUGUGAUGCAAGGUUCUCAGACUCGGAAGAUGAGGCCGCCACGGCCCCCGGUGACGAGCCUGCCACGGCCAGCACUCCCAAAGCCAGGGCUGACCCUGAGAGCAAGGCCUCCGGGCAGCCGCCCUCCAAAGAGAGCCUGGAGACUGAGGGGGGCGGCCUGCGUGAGACCAGGGAGACCGCCGUGCAGUGCGACGUGGGGGACCUCCAGCCGGCCCCGCCCAAGCCCAGCUCCCCAGCCCAGGCCUCGCAGGAUGGGGUCCGCCCCAAGGAGGGGAAACCCAAGAGGAAGAAAAGCGGGGCCCCACCUGCCCCCAGCUGUAAAGACGGUGCCCAGAGGAAGGACAAGACCAAGGACAAGUGCCGAGGGCGAGGGGAGAGGCCCCGUGUGGACAAGAAGGGCCCGCAGGCCAGCAGCCCCCGGCGCAAGGCAGACCGGCCGGAAGGGACCAAGAAGAAGCCAUCUUCGGCCACUCCCGUGGCCAGCUCAGGGAAAGGGCGGCCUGACCGGCCAGCUCGGCAGCCAAGCCCCGCAAGCGGGGACUCGCAACCGGCGGCCAGCAGAGCUCCACCCGGCGCCCCCCAGCUCCCCGACAGGAAGGGCACCAAGGCCCCGUCGGGGAAGCUGGUGGAGCGCAAAGCCCGCUCGCUGGACGAGGGUGCCUCCCGGGACGCCCCCAAGCUGAAGAGGCGGGCCCUGAGCCACGCUGACCUCUUUGGGGACGAGAGUGAGGACGAGGCCACAGGGCCGGGGGGACCGAGCGUGUGGCCCCCCACCCUCCCCGGCCUCAGCUCGGACUCAGACUCUGACUCAGACUCCAGCCUGGGCUUCCCGGAGGCACAAGGGCCGCCCAAGCGGCUCAAGGCCUCCCCGCCCCCCUCCCCCGCAAGGUCCUCCUCCUCCUCGUCCUCCUCCAGCGCGGGGGCGGAUGUGGACUACUCGGCCCUGGAGAAGGAGGUGGACUUUGACUCCGACCCCAUGGAGGAGUGCCUGCGGAUCUUCAACGAGUCCACCAGCGUCAAGACGGAGGACAGAGGCCGGCUGGCCCGGCAGCCCCCCAAGGAAGAGAAGAGUGAGGAGAAGGGGCUUUCGGGUCUGACCACUCUGUUCCCCGGACAGAAGAAGAGGAUCUCCCACCUCUCCAAGCAAGGCCAGGAGGCGGAGCCGCCGAGGAGGAGUCCCGCAGUACCCCCGGCCCGACCCCCGACGGCGCAGGAGGUGUGCUACCUGCGGACGCAGCAGGCGCAGAGGGCAUCGGUGAGCUUGCUGCAGGCCGCCCCCAGGCUGGAGAAGCCAUCUUCUGUCCACAUCUCCGCCCCCGGUGAGAAGAGGAGGAUCGCCCACGUCCCCAACCCCCGCUUGGCUGCAGCCCCUACAGGUCCCAAGAGGACCCUCUCGGCCAGCGGCAGCCAGCCCUCCAACGGCCCCGAGCCCGGCGGCCAGCCGCUGAAGACGCGCACGUUGUCGGGGAUGGCAUCCAAGACCACCACCACCAUCACCCCGAAGCGAAUCGCCCACAGUCCAUCCUUACAGAGUUUAAAGAAACCCAUUAUCCCCAAAGAAUUUGGGGGCAAAGUCCCCACUGUCAUCCGCCAGCGUUAUCUCAACCUGUUCAUCGAGGAGUGUCUCAAGUUCUGUACGUCUAACCAGGAGGCCAUAGAGAAGGCGCUGAACGAGGAGAAGGUGGCCUAUGACCGCAGCCCCAGCAAGAACAUCUACCUGAAUGUGGCCGUGAACACGCUUAAGAAGCUCAGGGGCCUGGCCCCCAGCGCCGUGUCCAGCCUCAGCAAAACCAGUGGUCGCCGGGUUGUGUCCCACGAGGUGGUGUUGGGGGGCAGGUUGGCCGCCAAGACCAGCUUCUCACUCAGCCGCCCAAGCAGCCCCCGGGUGGAGGACCUGAAAGGGGCCGCGCUGUACAGCCGCCUCAAGGAGUACCUGCUCACCCAGGACCAGCUCAAGGAGAACGGCUACCCUUUCCCGCACCCGGAGCGGCCCGGGGGCGCCGUCAUCUUCACAGCGGAGGAGAAGAGGCCCAAGGACUCUUCCUGCAGGACCUGCUGCCGCUGUGGCACCGAGUACCUCGUGUCCUCCUCGGGCCGCUGUGUCCGUGAUGAGGAGUGUUACUACCACUGGGGACGGCUGCGCCGGAGCCGGGUGGCUGGAGGCUGGGAGACCCAGUACAUGUGCUGCUCGGCUGCCGCUGGCUCUGUCGGCUGCCAGGUUGCCAAGCAACACGUGCAGGACGGCCGGAAGGAGCGCCUCGAGGGCUUCGUGAAGACCUUUGAGAAAGAACUCUCCGGAGACGCCCACCCGGGGAUCUAUGCCCUGGACUGCGAGAUGUCCUACACGACGUACGGCCUGGAGCUGACGCGAGUCACGGUGGUCGACACGGAUGUGCACGUGGUUUAUGACACCUUCGUGAAGCCGGACAACGCGAUCGUGGACUACAACACCAGGUUUUCGGGUGUGACAGAGGCUGAUCUCGCUGACACGAGUGUCACGCUGCGCGACGUCCAGGCCGUCCUGCUGAGCAUGUUCAGCGCCGACACCAUCCUCAUCGGACACAGCCUGGAGAGCGACCUCCUGGCCCUGAAGGUCAUCCACAGCACCGUGGUGGACACGUCCGUGCUCUUCCCCCACCGCCUGGGCCUCCCCUACAAGCGGUCCCUGCGGAACCUCAUGGCUGACUACCUCAGACAGAUCAUCCAGGACAAUGUGGACGGGCACAGCUCCAGCGAGGACGCCGGCGCCUGCAUGCACCUGGUGAUCUGGAAGGUCCGAGAAGACGCCAAGACCAAGCGAUGACGCCUGCCCGCCUCCCGCCCGCCUCUCCUGCCGCCCCGGCCGGUCCUUAGCCCCAGGCCUCUUCCAAACAGUGCAAUAAAUCUCCGGUAACCCGUCCACCUGGCGAGGCAGCCCAGAGCAGCGGGACAAGCCGGUGGCCGGAGAACGCCUUGCCCAGCCCAGCCCAGCCCACGUCCUGCCGCAGCCCCUCACACCCCUCCCUGCCCUCUGCCCCCCAGACCUCUGGCGUCUCUGUAAACUGCUGCUGACAGACACCAGGACCGAGCCCACCCCCGCCUGGCCUGCAGCCCCUCCUGCCCCUCUGGCCAGGCCCUCGCUCCCUCCCAGGUGGUGGCCGACACCUCUGCUCCUCACUCGGGGCGCGGGGUGGGCUUGUCCUGGGUUUGUUUGAGACAGUCUUUUUUUAUUUUGUAUUGUUAUUUUUAUUAUUUUUAUUUAAACCUGAUGACUUGCACAGCCCUUUCCCACCGGGAAGAGUGGGCCUGCUGCCUUCCCACCUGGGGGGGUGGGGACGGGACAGACCCCAGCGGGGGCCAGGGCCACAUGCAGCCCGGCGUGGGCUGGACCUGCCUCCGGGCUCCAGGGGCUGGCCUGCCUUCGGGGCGGCCGGCUUCCACCACUCGCCGCCCCACCCCUGCACUCCGUGACCUCUGAGAACCCAGCCAGCCCCUCAUUAGCCCCAGGGCCUGCCGUCCACGGAGCCCACUGGCCUCCGGACACUGUCUUCCCACCGGAGCCCCAUCUUCCUUCACAGGCUCUCCGGAUCCCCUUUCCCUCUCCUCCAGGCAGGGAUAGAAUAAAUGUUUGUAUGGAUUUUA